Molecule: messenger RNA, 966 nt
Organism: Triticum aestivum (bread wheat)
Lineage: Eukaryota; Viridiplantae; Streptophyta; Magnoliopsida; Poales; Poaceae
Product: RING-H2 finger protein ATL78-like
Exons: 1
Coding region: 388-966 (192 amino acids)
Biological process (GO): protein ubiquitination
Molecular function (GO): ubiquitin protein ligase activity
Source: RefSeq, a predicted model, not a curated record
UGAGAAUUCAGAAGAUGAUCAGUAAAUGAAAAGCAUUUGCUCAACAGUCAGCACUGACAACAAACCAAAACACUGCGCAUUUAGAUGGGAAGCACAGCUCGUUUGCAAUCAACCAAAAUUUGAGUGCCACACUGGCUUGCCUCUGGAGUCUGGACUGAACAGCAGCAGGCUGGAGGCAGCAGAGCAGACGCACGCGCACGCCUCCGAUCGAUCCCCACAACCCCUGCCUCCGAUCAAUGAUCCAUUCCAUACAAACGCACGCACGCGACUUGAGCCCGACCCCGACCGCCACAACCCACACGCGCGCUUGCCUCGAGCUCCAGCCUCCUGCUUCCGAAAUUCGAAAUCGAAGCGCCACCCAUCUCCUCCUCCUCCUCCGCCGCCGCCAUGGCAUCCUCCCUCGCCCCGCCAGCGCCGCCGUACGCGAUGCUCGUCGUCGCCCUGCCGCCGACGCCGGCUCCGCCCGCCUCCGCCUCGCACGCCAUCGCCCGGUCGGCGCUCAUCAUCCUCGGCGUCAUCUGCCUCAUCGCCGCCGCGUCGAUCGCCAUCAACCGCCUCCUCCGCCGCGCCUCCCGCCGCCGAGCCUCCGCGGCCGCGCUCCCGCUCGCCGCGUCCGGCGGGGCGCCGCUCCCGCUCCCGCGCUCGGGGCCGGCCCCAGCCCGCCGGGCCCCCGCGCUGCUCGCGGACGCCGACUGCAUCGUCUGCCUCUGCGCCAUCGUCCCCAGGGCCGAGGCCCAGCUGGCGUGCAGGCACAGGUUCCACGCCACCUGCAUCGACGAGUGGGUCCGCAGCUCGCCCGCCUCGCCGACCUGCCCCCUCUGCCGCGCCGCCGUCCAGCCCCCGCGCCCCGCCGACGCCAUGGACCAGAGGAGGACCGCCCGCCGCUCGUCCGCCGCGGGCGACCGCCGCCGCGUGGCCGCAUCAGGCGAGGCGCCGCCGGGCCCUUCGCGCGUGUCGGGAGUCUGA